GAACGGCAGCUGAUCUUCAGAUUAGAAAUCCUUAUGGAAACACCAGAACCACACCAGCAGAACCCUGUUCAGAAACCAGAGUAUGUUACAUACCCGGGUAAGUUUAAGGGUAAGUUAGUUCAUAUUCUCCACUUUCUCCUUCUCAGGUAGAGUAGUUAAGACGGGUCAUGGUUGGGUCUUCCAACGUUCAGUAACUGAGAUAAAAAGUGUCCCUCCUUCUUUCCACUGCUGAGCUUUUUUCAUGCUGGUUGGAGGUUUGUCGUCAUGCUGGUGUCGUUUUUUUUUUUUUUUUCAAACACACAUAGGGGUUACAACACAAUAAAAGGUUGUGAGAUCAGCAGGAAGACCAAUCACUGACACUCAGUUCAACCAGCAAGCAGCUCGAAGAAUCAACCAUGACACAGAUGAAGAUGAAAGCCUCUGUCGCCGUGGUGACCUUCUUCAUACUCUUCUCAUCCGUCCUGACAUCUGAGCCUGGUUUCGAGGCACAAGCAUGCUGCUCAAGUUUCUACCCGAAAAAGAUACCUGCUCAUGUGGUGCGGAGCUUCAGAUACACAGACAUGCUGUGUCCUCAUAGAGGUGUUAUUAUUAAGAUGACGAAUAACAAAGACAUCUGUGUUGACCCGUCCUCAGAGUGGGUGAAGAAACUCAUGAAUGUCCUCCAGUAAAGCACCGCUCCACUUUGACCCAGAAUUCAUAGUUACUGGAUUUAUAAACCUUUAAAGAUAUCAGAGAAGACACAGCUAGAACAUAUUAAGGCUGCUUUAUGUUUACAGCUAAAGAAAACGCUCAUCAAAUGUUACCUGUAUUGCAAAAUAUAUUCUGCUGCUUUGAGACAGUUUAUCAUGAAUCUUCUAAAGGUGUACACAAAAAGUGUGAUUAUUUUCCUUGUUUUGUAUUAUUGGGAAGUUUUUUGUUAAAUUUUUACUUUCAAUAAACCAAAUAUCAAAACUGC
This is a messenger RNA of Oryzias melastigma (Indian medaka), 955 nucleotides long. Its product is annotated as C-C motif chemokine 22. The coding region runs from base 396 to 668 and encodes 90 amino acids. The transcript is spliced from 3 exons. Gene Ontology annotation, molecular function: CCR chemokine receptor binding; chemokine activity. Gene Ontology annotation, biological process: cellular response to interleukin-1; lymphocyte chemotaxis; monocyte chemotaxis. Gene Ontology annotation, cellular component: extracellular region. The record is from RefSeq and is a predicted model, not a curated record. Lineage: Eukaryota; Metazoa; Chordata; Actinopteri; Beloniformes; Adrianichthyidae.